Molecule: messenger RNA, 2198 nt
Organism: Anneissia japonica
Lineage: Eukaryota; Metazoa; Echinodermata; Crinoidea; Comatulida; Comatulidae
Exons: 3
Coding region: 70-495 (141 amino acids)
Cellular component (GO): extracellular region
Molecular function (GO): cytokine activity
Source: RefSeq, a predicted model, not a curated record
CUUGAACCAAAAACUGAAUCAGCCUCUUGGUAACUGCAUCAAACGAUUAUAACGCCAGACUUUAUCACGAUGAUCGCCAUGAAAACUAAAUCGAUUAGCCUUCGAACAUUCAUGUUUAUGGCCUUUACUAUGCUGUUAGUUCCAUCGGAAUCGACAACCUCACAAUUUUAUCCAAAUGGAAAUUUGUUAAUAAUUCGCCACGAUGAUAACUCAAUCACUCCUAAUUCGUGGAUUGCCGGUUCGGAAGCAAAUGGUGCCUGCCCGUUUGAGAUGAAACUGGAUUUCAAUCAAAGUCGAAUUCCGGCCAAUAUCUGGAGGGCUGAAAAAAAAUACCGUUUCUGCCGAGACGUCACCAGUGGUGCUGAAACCAACCAGUUGUGCCAACCGUUCUCUAUACCAAUGCAAGUGAUGUGGAGAAACGGCACCCAAAUCAAUCAUCGAUAUCAUUAUCGCAUUGAGAACGAGAGUGUUCGCGUAGCGUUUUUGUGCAACUGAACAACUUAAACUACGCACACAUUGCCGCUAAGCCCAGCCUCUUGCAAGGGUAUAGUUGCUAAGGCCCCACAAAACGACAUGUUAUACACGAAUACAACCGUUUAUCUUUGUUCUUUCUAUCAAAUUUAAUGUGACAAAUGCGUUUGUUACGCCAAUAUAUUUGGGUAUAAUAGUGGCAUCGUCCACACUAGCAGGUUGUAUGUGACAAAUAAUUGUGAUAUCCCGUGAUUGGGUGUAUUUUAACACCAUCAUGCCUAAUGUAUUGGUACCAUACAUCUCACAAAUUUCUCACAUAAAAUUUGAUAGUGUGGACCCAGUGUUAGUAGAGUGUUCAUCGAUUCUCAUGUUUACGCUUCUGUAGAUCGGCAUACUACUGUCAUUGCUUUCUUAUUACAGCAUGGAUCCAUAUAUAGUCUGUAGAAAUGAAGAAUACAUUUUAAGUAAAUAAUUGCUAUAAAGCUAUUUGUGAUGUCAUUACUCCAUCGGAGCAAUAGUUUUUAUAUCACUUUGGUCUUUAUAAGACCAUAUCAGUAAUAUCUAUGAUAUUUAUGUAUCUAAUAUACAUAUUAUAUACUCUAUGCAUACGGAAAAAACAAAUAACUUUUUAAAAGUACGUGAUUUUAAAUUGUAUCGUUAAUAACGAAUGUGAUCGAUGUUUAACUGUAAUCAGAUAUUUUGAUGAUAAUAGCAUACUGUCAUUUUAACUCAUUUACUUUAUCUAUCGGUGUGGAAUCAUUUUAGUAUAGUGUAUCACAAUAUUAUUAAUCAAGACUCGAUAGAAUAGUAAUAGGCAUCGGCGAAAAUUGUAAAGAAUGUAAUAAUAUAAAACUUAGUUGAUGUGUACCGUAAUGAAAUAACCACAAAUUAAAUAAACACUAUUUUAUGCACCAUAAACGCCAUAGACUUGUUGCACCUUUUCUCAAAAUCUGAGAAAGGCGCUUUCGAACAUAAGCCUUAUGUCAAAUUACAUUUUUGCACAUUUCCGAGAGCGGUACUUAGGCCAUGCUUAGGCCUAUACUGAGGUGGAUAUUCGACCAUAUAUAGUAGUAUAAUGAACUUACUUCCUUGUUUGGAGAGACCCAGUAACAAUGGUACCGUAUACAGUAGUAGGCCUUUGAUACACAACUAUGAACAUUCAGGGAGGGUAUAUGGCUCUAUGACUAUUAUAACAUGUCAUAAUCCAACCUCAAGGCACUGGUUCAAUCCCUAUACAAAAUAUCAGGCAUUUUCUCACAAACUCUCGCUCACCAUUCUCUAAGCUUCUAUCGUUGGCUUGGUUGGUACCGGUAGUGAAUUUGGUUUGGAUUUCUUCAGUGUGAAAUGGUACAAUGCAGUAGAGAAAGCCCUGUACUGUCAAAUUUUAUUUGACAAAAACAUAUAUCAUGCCUAAAUAUGGUCAUGAUGACAUCACAUCAUGGCCAUAUAUAGGCACAUCAUGACUAUAAAUGGGCAUACAACAGUUUUUUAAAAGUUUGGACAGAGUUUAGGCACUAUAGUUUUGUUACAUAAAAUAACUAUGAAGUAUGUUUAAUUUUUUUAUGCGUUUGGCAAAGAGACAACAUCACUAUGAGCAACCUUUGGUUAGAUAUUUUAACGAACGAAUUAAUGUAAUCUUACUCUAUUUUUCUCAUAUGAUUUUUUUUAAUUUUUCUGGUAAGGAUAGUUUUCUACAUUGUGCAUAAUUUACUAUGAAAGCUUGAGGU